GAGCCCGCCGGGGCACCGCCGCCGCCUCCCGCGGGCGCAGCCGCGCCGCACCGGCCAUGGAUCCUUUUCCCAAAGACGGGGAGAGCGCGGCGGCGGCGGCCGGCGCCGGGGGGGAGCCUAGCCGGGGCGCUGCCCCGUCCAGCGGGGUGAUGGUGCAGGUCCGGGAGAAGAAGGGUCCCCUGCGCGCCGCCAUCCCCUACAUGCCGUUCCCUGUGGCUGUCAUCUGCCUCUUCCUCAACACCUUCGUGCCCGGCCUGGGGACAUUUGUAUCAGCUUUCACCGUGCUGUGCGGCGCCCGGACCGACCUCCCUGACAGGCACAUGUGUUGUGUCUUCUGGCUGAACAUCGCUGCUGCUCUCAUUCAGAUCCUUACAGCAAUUGUGAUGGUUGGCUGGAUUAUGAGUAUAUUUUGGGGGAUGGACAUGGUCAUUCUUGCAAGCUACAAGGAGCAGGGGAUCCCUCAGCAGCUGUAGUGGCUGGGACAAGUAUGUUCAGAGACACGCAACAAGAGAUUUCCUUUGGCAGCUGUGGGCCACGGACCUUUUCAUUAUCAUUUUUCUUUUUUCUUCCUUUUCUUCCUUUUUUUGUUGUUUUUGGUUUUUGGUUUUUUUUAAACCUGGUUCAUCUGCCCAUCCAGCGGAGCGGAGAUGCAGAGCAGCUGAUGGAGACUUGCACUGACCUGACUUGGAGGCGGCGAUGAGGCGCACGCAUGCAGCGGGUUAGGACUGGCCAAGGGCAGCGCGUGGCAGGCAGCCAAGGCAGAGACGGGCACCGGCAAAGGAAAUCCCUCUGCCGAAGAGGGUGCCUGGGCAGGCAGCCACCCUGGGAGAGCUGCUGGUGGGAGAUGCAGCUCUCUCCAUCCUCCCAGCGGGAAGCAGCUGAAGACAUUUUUCUUCCUUUUAAGCUUGCCAUUAAAGGAAACCAGCUGUGAACAUCAAAUGCCAAGGAGCUAUUAAUAGAUGUAUGUACAGUAUGUAAAAGCAAAUGAGUGGUACUUUUUUUUCCUCAAGAGUCUGUUCUUGACUGCUUUGCAGUAGCAGAGGGACUCAGCUCAACCCCUUCUGCCACGCGUGUAUUUAUGAUGCUCAGCGAAGCUCUGUCAUUGCAGAUGUCCUGAGAAAUUUGCUUGCUGUAAGUCAUAUUUUACUGCUAACGUGACUUGGGCUGUCCCCUGCUCUUCAAAUUGCUGGAGCCAUGACAAGACCGGACCUAUUGCCAGACCCUGAGAAACUGCUUGAGCAAAAGUCUGCUCCUCCACCAUAUGUUGCGUAUUCUAUGUUUAGGAUGGCAGGUGACGCUGUGCACUGUCAAAAGUUUCUCAUGUAAAAAGAUUCUAGGGGGACUUUAAAAAAAAAGAUUUCUCCCUUUCCCCUGCAAGAGACUUGCUGGCAGUGUCACUGUGCUUUGGAAGCGGAGCCCGUUGCGGUGGUGUCUGCUGGCCACGUCUACAUGAGCAUCCCCUCUCUGCAUCCCAGCGGGCCAAAUUAAUCACCCAGUGCUUUUAUGACUCUUUCAGAAGAGCAGCAGAGGGAGGCCACCUCCUCCAGGAUGCCGGCAACCAGCACAAGCUUGGUAACUCGCCUGCUAUUUGUGGGAGUAGAUCUGCUUCGUCCCGUUAACUGCUACCAUGCUGCAUUACAUAGGCUCUGCAAAAUGUCCAACCUCUCACCAGCUAAAUUUAAGAUUGCAGUUAGCUAAUGCUUUCAGUGCUUCCACCAACAUCCCCUCCCUCACUAAAUAUUUCCUACGUUCGCAUUUUCAGUACAGCAAAUACCAAAAGACUGUAACUGUGUUCUUUGUUGAUCCCUGCAUAAAUCCAGCUCUUGAUCUAAUGUGCAUGGCACAAGGCUAUUUCAAUAUCAUUAUUCACUGUAUAAGUAUAGAUAUUUUAGAUGCCAUCUUUACAGCUAAAGAGUGAGAGUAGGCAAUGAAGAAUAAAUGCAACUGCUUUACCACCAUCAGCCAGCAACAAAGUAUUUUCUGUUGCUCUAUCCUCAUUAUGAAAAUCAGGUUUCUCAAAAAGGGCUUAAACGAAAUAGUUCCUUGGUACUUGAACCUAUUCAGGCUGAAAGGCUGAUUUACAAUUUGUCAGAAAGAACUUCCAGAUAGGAACAAAAACAAAUGUGUUUUUGAAAAUUGUGGCAAAUCAAAAAUAGCUUCAUUCUGAGUCAGUCAAACCAUUUCAGUGUAGCACUUAUUAAAAUUUUUCUGAAUCUGUUGGUGUUGCCCAAUGUGUAUUUAUCAUGGAAAAGGUGCUAUGAAAAACAGCCCCUGCCCUCCCAGUCCUUUGUCUGUCUGACAGCACUUGUUGUGGUAGUUGAGACUACCACGUGGAGACUUCAUUUCCAGCUUGCCAAUCCCAGCUCCAGAAAUGCUGCCUUGCCUCGGAGGCGCUGGAGCAGCCUGGCCGGUCAGCAAUGCUUUUUGUCUGCAAUAGUUCUGGCUCACAGACACGUAGGAGCGAGUGGUAGAUGUGCAGGAUACCUCCAUCUGUCCUGCAGCAUCUACUUCCUCAGAAACAAAACUGCAUGUUCUUUCAUGUGAUCAUCGAAAUUUUCUUCAAGAUCGUUCAGUUCUUCUGGAAAACGCCCUUUGACAUGGUCUCUGCUCGAUGCACAAGGCAUUGUGCAGCUCUGCAGGAAGUGAAGCUGAAGCAUCACAGUCCAAUUAUUCAUCAGUGGCUGUUUUAUUCCAUCCUGUCAUUGCCUCCUAGAUGUUUCGAGGUGAUAUAUAUAUGCAUAUGAGUUCAUAUAUAUGCAUACAUUUGAGCCAUCAGCAUACACCAUGUCGCUCCGCAGAGUGCCACGGUAGCAGCAGAGGGACAAGGCACAGGACUUUGUCCCACAAGGACAUGCUUUUACUAUUUGACCCAAAUUGUAUCCUCUACAAGACAACACCAAGAGCAGUAAACUCAGUGAGAUUUGACAUUCCUUCCGGUCAAAAGCACUGGCUUCUCCUUCUUACUUGCUGACCAAUGCAUGAUAGUAUACCCUUGUAUUUCUCCAGCUGAGUUUACUCCAUGAGCACACACACACACACACACACCAUGCACUUUCGGGCACUCCUGUAAAUUAUUUUCUGAACUGGAACUCAGCAUUUCCAGCCCUCCGCUUCCUCCUCGUUCCACACAUGCUACCCACAUGUGCACCCCUGCAAGCAGGGAGAGGGUCAAAGUCCUGACCGCUACUUGGAGUUCUGUUUUCACAAAGUUUGGUUGUGCUGUGGUUGUAUUGGUUUUUCCAGCCCAAUGAGUCGGGGGCUCAGUGCACACAUGCCUGUGUGCUGCCUCCUCCCCACAAGGAAAUGAUGCUGCUUGCACUGCGAUGGUUGGCCUUCAUUUGAUUUCUAUGCUAGAGUCCAAACUGAGCACAGAGUGGCACACUUACAGAGGAAUAUUUGUAUGCCAGUUAUAUCGCAGAGUAUUUGAUUGUGAAUUGCUGUGUUUUGAUACUGUGGAAUUUUUCUUUUCUUUUUUUUUUUUUUUUUAAGUUAAAUAUAUUCUCUUGCUGUACAUCUGGAA
This is a messenger RNA of Rhea pennata, 3520 nucleotides long. RefSeq names its product stum, mechanosensory transduction mediator homolog (gene STUM). NCBI's taxonomy places the organism in Eukaryota, Metazoa, Chordata, Aves, Rheiformes, Rheidae. The transcript is spliced from 4 exons. The record is from RefSeq and is a predicted model, not a curated record. Bases 57 to 473 code for a protein of 138 amino acids.